AUGGGGCAGCUGAACCGGGAUGACAAGCCAGAUGAGUUUGCUGCUAAGUAUACUCCAAGAACUUCCUCUUUACUGAUCCUGCCCAAGUCAGCCACCAAUCACUCCUUUCAGCACCUCUACUUUGUCCUGACUGGAAUCCCUGGACUAGAAAAAGAGUAUUAUUGGAUGGCACUCCCACUGGGUUUCAUCUAUGCUAUUGCCAUCUUAGGCAAUGGUAUCAUCAUCUCUACCAUCAAAUCUGAAGCAUCCCUGCACAUCCCCAUGUACUACUUUCUGUGCACGCUGGCACUUGCAGACCUGGGCUUGGCUCUCUGCACUUUACCAUCCAUGCUCGGAAUCUUCUGGUUUGAUUAUAAAGUUAUUGUCUUUGAUGCUUGCCUGGUCCAGAUGUACUUCAUUCACACUUUUUCAGUCAUCAAGUCUGGAGUGCUGGUGGCCAUGGCCUUUGACCGAGUUGUAGCUAUACAGAAUCCGUUAAGAUAUGGCACUAUCCUUACCAGUGGGGAGAUUGCUGCUGAGUAUGCUCCAAGAACUUCCUCUUUACUGACCCUGCCCAAGUCAGCCACCAAUCACUCCUUCUUUCAGCACCUCCACUUUGUCCUGACUGGAAUCCCUGGACUAGAAAAAGAGUAUUAUUGGAUGGCACUCCCACUGGGUUUCAUCUAUGCUAUUGCCAUCUUAGGCAAUGGUAUCAUCAUCUCUACCAUCAAAUCUGAAGCAUCCCUUCACAUCCCCAUGUACUACUUCCUGUGCAUGUUGGCACUUGCAGACCUGGGCUUGGCUCUCUGCACUUUGCCUUCCAUGUUAGGAAUCUUCUGGUUUGAUUAUAAAGUUAUUGCCUUUGAUGCUUGCCUGGUCCAGAUGUACUUCAUUCACACUUUUUCAGCCAUUGAGUCUGGAGUGCUGGUGGCCAUGGCCUUUGACCGAGUUGUAGCUAUACGGAACCCGUUAAGGUAUGGCACCAUCCUUACCAGUGGGGUAGUUUGUAGAAUAGGGGCAGCCAUCCUUACAAGGGCAGUCUGUGUGGUCUUUCCUGUACCCUUUCUAAUCAAGCGACUCCCUUUCUACCGUUCCAAUAUCCUGUCCCAUUCCUUUUGUCUCCACCAGGAUAUCAUGCGCCUUGCCUGUGCCAGCACCCGGGUCAAUAGCCUUUAUGGUCUUAUUGCUGUUAUUUUCACUAAAGGUUCAGAUUCACUCUCUAUCCUCCUUUCCUAUGCAUUUAUCCUAAGCACAGUAUUGUCUAUUGCCUCUGGAGAGGGUCGACUAAAAGCACUCAACACUUGUGUUUCCCAUAUCUGUGCUGUGCUUAUCUUCUAUGUGCCACUCAUUGGUGUUUCUGUUAUUCAUCGCUUUGGGAAGCAUCUAUCUCCUCUAACUCAUGCCCUUAUGGCCAAUGCCUACCUCCUUGUUCCUCCUGUGUUAAACCCCAUAGUUUAUACUGUAAAGACCAAAGAGAUCAGAAGGAAGAUUAUCCAAAAAGUAAAAGAAACCCAACACCCUCAUUGUUGA
Sarcophilus harrisii (Tasmanian devil) is the source of this 1509-nucleotide messenger RNA. RefSeq names its product olfactory receptor 51H1-like. Gene Ontology annotation, molecular function: G protein-coupled receptor activity; olfactory receptor activity. Bases 1 to 1509 code for a protein of 502 amino acids. The transcript has 4 exons. Gene Ontology annotation, biological process: G protein-coupled receptor signaling pathway. Gene Ontology annotation, cellular component: membrane. Lineage: Eukaryota; Metazoa; Chordata; Mammalia; Dasyuromorphia; Dasyuridae. The record is from RefSeq and is a predicted model, not a curated record.